AUGUUGGAAUGUGUACACUUGUACAUUUUCUACCAGAUCCUGUCCUCUUUCUGUCUUCUAGAGUCUACACCGGAGCUGCUCUCAGCUGUGCAGGUCUCAGCUGGUUCUACAGUUGAGAUUGCAGCAGCAUCUGUUGGUGAUACAAGUCUGGUAGAGGUUGUUCACGUGAUAAAGGAAGAUGAAAAUGGUCUGAGUUUCACAGCAGUGACAGAGAUUCUGGAAGAAAGCACAGAGAUGGAGGCUAAAGAGGCACUUGAAGAGACAGCUGCUGAAAGUGAGGAGGUCCUGGAGACAGGCGAAGCUGUAGUCAAGAUAGAAGCACCGGCCGAGGAGAAGGUUGCAGUAAAGACAUCUGCACCUGCGGCAUUAGAGGAGGAGCAGGAGGUGGCUGCAUCUCCUGAUGAAUCUUUACUUCAGACAGAAGAAAAGGUGGAGGAUGUUGGGACUGAAGAUCAGGCUUUGGUCACUGGAGCUGCUCCACCUGAGGAGGCCACACCAGCUGAGGAGGCAUCCACAGCUGCUGAUGCUGCUUCUCCAGAUGAGGAGGCCUCCUCCACAAACAUCUCACCUGAAGAUUCUGUUUCCGCUGAGGCUGCUGCAGUGGAAACAGACUCUACAGAAGCCUCACCUGAAGAUGCUGAGGCUGUUGGGGAAACUACACCAGCUGAAGGGGCAGCCAGUGACACCCCAGUGGAUGAAACACCAGCUGCUGUGGGUUCAGUAGAGGAGACUGUAGCUGAAUCAGAAGAAGCAGCAGAGGUUGUGGAAACACAGGGUGAUGGUGUUGAGGUUGUGAAGAAGACAGUUCAGCUGGCAGCAGCCUCUGGCUCAGACCUGGAAAUCCUUUCAACUGCUGAACCAGAGCCUUCAUCAGACACUCCUGCACGUGAGACCACACACUGCACCUCCUGCCACUCCAAUCCAUCAUUAGCAGAGGAGGUGGCGCCACCUGCUGCUUUUGAAGAUGAAGAUGCUGAGGAUGUGAUGAGUGAGGCACAGGAGGAAGUUUCACUGGUGGAGGGAAAAAGUAAGAACAUACUGUAAAUGUCCAGACAAACUAAAUCAAUGUCUAUUCUGCUCAUUUUGGUCAACAGUUGUUGUUUUGCACUUUUGUUGGAAAUAGUAGUAUAAGAAAACAAAGUGCCAUUUUGCAAUAUACCUCUUACAAACAAAAGAUGACCUUCACCAUAGAGCUCAAAGAUACAGAAGUAUGUUUGGACCAGGCAUAAAAACAACAAAAAAUCAAAAAACAAAAUCCUCUUUUACUUUUAAGGACAAAUUUUGAAUAUUCAUCACUGAAUUUAUUUAUAGUAAACAGUGUUUUAAUUAUUUAUGAUUUCAAUACCUAAAUUUUUCUUCCAUAUUUGAACUUAAUUUUCCAUAUUUUAUCUUUCUUCAAUUUUUUGACCCUUUUUAACUUUAUUUUGAGUGUUUGGACUUUCUACCUGACCCUGUAUUUUAUUUUAGAGAAGUAAUCUCAUUUCUUCACACUCUGACAUACAUGACAUAUCAGCUUUAACUUUUGAUUUUUUUUCCUUUGAACAUUAUUCUGUGAAAUCAGUUUUCAUUCUCAGUAUUUGGACUCUGACUUUAUUGUGUUUAAACCUGAGUCACAACCUUUCAACUAUUUCACCAACUAUCUAAUCUAUUCUUUAUAGUACAGCUGACAGAAAACACAAGGUUGUGUUUACUACACUGACUUCAUGCCGACUUUAUGUUUAGACUUAAAUCCUCAACACAAACACUUUGGCUUCAUUUAACUACUUUUUAACUAUUUUCAAUUUUUUUUACUGCCCAUCAUACCUGGCACUUUCCCUGACAGCUAGACUUUUUCAUAUUCAGAGGAGUGUUUCAGUUGAAAUCUGACUGCUAGAUAUGGCUAAAUAUUCUUAUCUGUACUGUAUUUUCUGUACUUCUUAUUACAUACUGUACCUUUAAAUAAAACCAAAGAUCUGAUGGCUUAUAAACGAAUACUGUGAGUUUAUAGGUUACAGUAUUAUUCUGAGCUUUUAAAAAUCCAGAUCUGAGUUUUAUCUUUGAUUUUAGUUUUUUCAUGUGCCCUUCAUAAAAAUGGAAAGUGAAAUUGUAAAGUUUUAUUUAUUUUCUUUGUUGUGAUAAUAUGGUAUUUAUUGUCACAAAUACAGCUACAAAAACCUCAUGAGUUUUAAAAGCUGUAAAUCUAUCUUCUAGUCAUUGUAAAAUGAGUAGACACACUGCCUGACCCCCUUAAUACACCCUUAAAUAAAACAUAUUAAAUGACCUGGCAUCAGAUGUUCAGAAAACAAAAUAUGUUUUUGACUUUUGACUUCAGUCUUAAGUUUUAUAUAAAUUGGACAGUAGGCAUCAAUUUGCAAGACAGCAGCUACAUUUCUAGAUUUAAAUCAUCCUUUAUUAUUAAGCUUCUAAUCAACACCUCGCCUGAAUUUGACUCUGACCAGAGGUAUUCUUGCAUGUGUAUCUGAGUCAACUGUAUUUAACUGGACAGUGAAAAAGAAGCUGUUCAGGAGUUUUAAGCACAGUUGAAAAUGUCAAUGUUUGAAAGCAGCACAGUAAAACACAUCUGAAAUAGAGGCAAAAAUACUUUAUUCAAACACUUAUGCUUAUGCUUGCAUAAUAAUUUAUUGGUUAAGUCUUUUAAAAUUAUGGGAGUUCCUAUAUUUCUGUCAAACUAACCAAUGUUGUGCUUGUGUUUUGCAGACACAGAGACCACGAUGAUGGUGUCAGCCCAGUCAUGA
This is a messenger RNA of Xyrichtys novacula (pearly razorfish), 2735 nucleotides long. The record is from the annotation of a GenBank genome assembly. NCBI's taxonomy places the organism in Eukaryota, Metazoa, Chordata, Actinopteri, Labriformes, Labridae.